UUUCCCUCCCCCUUCACCAUUUUUUUCCUCUAAAACCCUUAUCUUCUCCAUUUCCUAAUAAUUUACAGUAUGUCAACAUCAGAAGGGGCUGCUAACGGCGUUCCAAACGCCGGAAUUAUUGAUACCCAGAGGCAGCAGCCUCCCGGAAACGGGGUUUUAGCAGUGAAAAAGCCACCGGCUAAGGAUCGACAUAGCAAGGUAGAUGGUCGUGGCCGCCGUAUCCGCAUGCCGAUCAUAUGCGCCGCCAGGGUAUUCCAGCUUACUCGUGAGCUUGGCCAUAAGUCUGAUGGUCAGACCAUCGAGUGGCUCCUUCGUCAAGCUGAACCCUCGAUUAUUGCCGCCACCGGCACUGGGACGACUCCGGCCAGCUUCUCUACAGUUUCGGUUGCUGUUCGGAAUUCCAAUAAUUCGUCGCUUUCAGCAGCACUUGACCAGAAAUCUUCGUCGCAGCAUCACCAGCACUUAAUCUCUCCGACUCCUUUUAUACUCGGGAAACGGCUCCGGUCAGAAGAAGACGGUCUAGACGGAGGAGGAAAAGAGGAUAACAUGUCUUCAGCUACUGUUGUUAGCGCCGCCGCGGGUGGAGGGUUCUGGGCACUGCCAGCCAGGCCUGAUUUUGGCCAGGUGUGGAGUUUUGCUGCGGCGCCACAGGAGAUGGUGGUGUCAUCACCUACUGCCCUGGCAUCGCAGCAAGGAAGGUUCAUCCACAAUCAACAGCCAAUGGGCGAGGCGUCGGCGGCUAGGGUUGGGAACUACCUUCCGAUGACCCAAGGACACUUGAAUUUGCUUGCGUCAUUAUCCGGCCCUCCGCCACAAUCCUCCGGUAGAAAAGACGACGAUACUCGCUGAAUUGUCUGUCAAUCGGUAUUGCUUGCUGUCAAUAUCUAUAUAAAUAUAUGCAUGUUGUAAUUUGUGAAAUCUGUGUGUGGAGGAAGAAGGAUUGUUAGCAUUUCAGGACUAGGGUUUUAGUUGUUUUAGCCGCGUGAUUUUAGGGUUUCUGCAAUUCUCGAUGAAAUCAAGCAUCUUAGAUUAUAGGGUCUUCUACCCCCUUUCUUUCCCUGCAUUUUUUUCAAUUAGGGUUUAUCCAUUUUUUCUAGUCUAUAAUCUCUGGUUCAUAUCGAAUGAAGUCUUGGGAGAAAUUGAAUCAAGAAAAAUCUACAGGGUUUGAACGGGGAUUCAUAUCCAGAAAUUAAAGCUGAUUCACAGACAUCAUUGCAUUCUAGAGCUGGGCUUCUUGAAGAAGACUAUUGAGAAGUGAAAUCAAAUGAUCUCUAUCAAUUUCUGGGCAAAUUGACAGGGAAAACAUGCUUUUGUGGAUCAUCAUCCUUUUUUGUUCUUGUUAUCUCUGUGUGCUUGCACUGUUUCAAUGUGAUCUCAAAGAGACCGAUGCAGUUUAGGGUUUACUCAUCACCCAUUCCCAUUGUUAGAUUACUGUGUGUGUGGAAAAUAAUAAUAAUGUAAUCCGUCAUCAUCUGUAUUUAAGUGAGAUUUUUUCGGGGUUGCCUGUGGUGCCAAUAAAUAACCAUAUGUUUCUCUGUCUA
Lactuca sativa (garden lettuce) is the source of this 1541-nucleotide messenger RNA. Its product is annotated as transcription factor TCP7. NCBI's taxonomy places the organism in Eukaryota, Viridiplantae, Streptophyta, Magnoliopsida, Asterales, Asteraceae. The record is from RefSeq and is a predicted model, not a curated record. Gene Ontology annotation, cellular component: nucleus. Gene Ontology annotation, molecular function: sequence-specific DNA binding; DNA-binding transcription factor activity.